GGAAGUCAGCGAGUUCCCGGGUGUGUGUCUGUGUCUGGAAGGCACGCGCGGCCCGGGACGAGCGCUGGCGAGUCCCAUCUGAGGCUUCACCACUGUCACUGCCACCAUCCCACGGAGUCACUUCUAGAGAGGAGUAGACCCGGCCCUUCGCCGGGCAGAGAAGAUGUUGCCCCUGUCCAUCAAGGAUGAUGAAUACAAACCACCCAAGUUCAAUCUGUUCGGCAAGAUUUCGGGCUGGUUUAGGUCUAUCCUGUCGGACAAGACGUCCCGGAACCUGUUUUUCUUCCUGUGCCUGAAUCUCUCUUUCGCCUUUGUGGAACUACUCUACGGCAUCUGGAGCAACUGUUUAGGCUUGAUUUCCGACUCUUUCCACAUGUUUUUCGAUAGCACUGCCAUUUUGGCUGGAUUGGCAGCUUCUGUUAUCUCAAAAUGGAGAGAUAAUGAUGCUUUCUCUUAUGGGUAUGUUAGAGCGGAAGUUCUGGCUGGCUUUGUUAAUGGCCUAUUUUUGAUCUUCACUGCUUUUUUUAUUUUCUCAGAAGGAGUUGAGAGAGCACUAGCCCCCCCAGAUGUACACCAUGAGAGACUGCUACUUGUUUCAAUACUUGGGUUUGUGGUAAACCUAAUAGGAAUAUUUGUUUUCAAGCAUGGAGGUCAUGGACAUUCUCAUGGCUCUGGUCACGGACACAGUCAUUCCCUCUUUAAUGGUGCUCUGGAUCUGUCACAUAGCCAUGGAGAUCAUUGCCACAGUCAUGAAAUGAAACAUAGCACUGGACAUAGCCAUGAUCAUGCUCAUGGACAUGGACACUUUCACGCUCAUGAUGGUACCUCCUUAAAAGAAACAACAGGACCCAGCAGACAGAUUUUACAAGGUGUAUUUUUACACAUUCUAGCAGAUACACUUGGGAGUAUCGGUGUAAUUGCAUCUGCCAUAAUGAUGCAAAAUUUUGGUCUGAUGAUAGCAGAUCCUAUCUGUUCAAUUCUUAUAGCCAUGCUUAUAGUUAUAAGUGUUAUUCCUCUUUUAAGAGAGUCUGUUGGAAUAUUAAUGCAGAGAACUCCACCUCUGUUGGAAAAUACUUUGCCACAAUGCUAUCAGAGGGUGCAGCAGUUGCAAGGAGUUUACAAUUUACAAGACCAGCACUUCUGGACUUUAUGUUCUGACGUUUAUGUUGGGACCUUGAAAUUAGUAGUAGCACCUGAUGCUGAUGCAAGGUGGAUUUUAAGCCAAACACAUAAUAUUUUUACUCAGGCUGGAGUGAGACAGCUUUAUGUACAGAUUGACUUUGCAGCCAUGUAGGCAAUGAAAAGAAAUUAUGCUUUUUUGGACCAAAUUUUUCUGGUACUGUACAAUCCAAAACAUUGUACCCAGCUUUUUAAACUAGAGAAAUCAAUCAUCACUACAACUCCCUAGCACCAAGUAGACCAGGUAGAGUCAGCCAUCUGUACUCUGCCAGGAGUACAGAGCAAACGGAUCAGAAUUAAAAGGAUAUCUCCUGGACUUUUGGUCUUGUCUUUUUGUGUUCUUCCCUUCAAAACAUUUUGAUUUCAUCAGUUUCUGGUUUUGUUCUGGGGUGUGGGUUUUGUUUCUUUUUUUCAUCCUGUACCUCACCCCUCACUCCUUAUCCCCAGCCAGUAGGAGAUUCAUUCAGACUGUGGGCCUCCAGUCUUCUGGAAUGUCUUCACUGAAGCUGCUGGAAACCGCUGUUUUCAUUCCCACAAAACCAGUGUUAUUAAAAAAAAAAAAAGAAAUGGAAAUUGGUUUUACAUGUAAUUUUACAAUUGUUGGUGUCCUUCAGUAUAACCAUAUGUUUGUAAAAUUGUUUGUACUUUGCAAACUUAUGAACCAAACCAUAUUGGGUUUUCGAAGUGCCUUUGUAUCAGAAAAUGUAUUUGCCAGCAUAGAAAUGUAUCAUCAAAGGUCAUGUAUGUGUCUUUUUAAAAAUGAAUAUUCUGUAAUCUGUACAAAAUAAGAUUCUUGCUAGUGAUGUAUACAAAUUUUCUUUUUGUAUUACAGCAUAGGCUUAGAUAUAUAAAAAUUUUCCUUGUAUUGUUUUAUCUCAUCAGAAAAAAAAGGUGUUAUUUUACUUUUAAAACAAAUUCAGCUAUCACAUUAAAUUACUUCAUGGACUGUAUUUUCAAAACUUUGCACAUGCAUCUGUUAUGCAGGUUGUUUUGACUGAAAUAUCUACUAAAUUCCAAAUUUCUAAAAACGCUACAAUGCCUAUGAUAAAACUUUCCCAUAUCUCUUUGCCAUUCUUAUGAAUUUUAUUAAUGAAAGGAAUAGGCAUUGCAGACUGAAGGCAAAAAUGGUUGUGACAAUGUUAUUUUGCUUUCUCAUUCUUCAAAUACCAAGUCAUACAAGUUUGUUUCCCUGUGCAAGCUUUGCACAAAUAUAAUUGCUUUUAGGAAUCCUAAAGCAGCGAUUUACUGAGUUUGAACUAGUUCAGGUAUGGAGCAAGUGUGGUGAUGUAGAACUCUUCCUAACACAGGUAUCUUAGAUACUAAAUAAGUUGAUUUUCUAGGUCCUUGUGUAUUUGAAAAAUAAAAUCGCAAUUUGAGAUGACAAGUGCUUGAACACUCUAUCAUUUUGUGCUUUAUGAAGAAAUAUGAUUUGGAUAAACAUAUUUCCCAUUGUACUUCAUUUUAUCACAGUCUCAUUUAACUUUAAAAAAUUGAAAUUGUUGAAAAAUGCCUAAAGGAUAGAAAUGAUUGUUUAGGAUGUAGAUGAAUAAUAAGCACUUUUCUACUAAUGUGACAGAAAUAGCUGUUGAUUUUGCCUAAGUUUUAGAGUAUCUUUUUUGACUCUUUGUGAUGUACAAUUUAUAAACUCUUACAUAUUAGGAAAACUACCACUUUCUUUAUGCUUUUCCAAACUGUUGCAGAUUACCAUGAAUUGUGGAUAGUCUCCUUUUUUGUAAUUUAAGUAGUAUUUUCAAAACAUUUUUGCUUACUGCCAGGCAGUUCUGAAGUUAAAAAUUUCUGAAGUCGUGUGUAUUUAACUGAAUCAAUUGUUGAGAUCUUUUGGGAGGGAAAGUACAAAAGGAAAAGUCCUGAUAAUGGUACUGCUUUUUCAUUACAAGUUUAAAUAGUCAGUUGGAAGUUUGCAACCACUAUACCAACCAAGUCUUAGGGAACUCUGGAAUAUUCUGUGGGUUUUGGCAUAUUAUAGAAAAUGACCGAUCUAGAUGGAGGCAGAUAUUUUGGAUAUGUGCCUUUAAAAACUAAUUAUGCAUAAUUUUAUUGAUAUGUCACAUAUGGAUGUAAUAUUUCCCCUGGCCUGUAAAAUUUACCAGUGGGUUUUGGAGAUCAAUUCUGCCUUUCACUAGGCCCUCCAUUCAAAAUUGUCAAAAUUGUAUCACUUUAACUGUACUUUCAGUACACAAAUGCGUUAUUCCACCUUUGACAAGGCAUAGAGCGUAUAGAGUAUUAAACUGAUGUGAGAUUCUGAUGUUGUGUUUUAUUUAUUUUUUUUUUUACAAGAGAUUGCCAGCUCACAUCAUAUCAUUUAGCAGGCUGGCAUUAACAUUUAAACUUCGUAAAUGCCAGUAUAUCUCCGUUUGCAGCAGUAAAAAAAAAAAAAAAGGUAUGAGAAAAAGCCACCUUUUUCUCUUAACGGUGUGUUUGGCCCAGAUGUGUUAUUAAAGCAGACAAUUUCAUUGAGAAAUAUGCCUAAUUAUUGUUAUAAAUUUAGAAUGGCCCUAUGUUGGGCUAACUCUUGGGAAAAAAAAAAAUCUGAGUGUAACUUUGCUAAUAUUUUAAAAACCGAAAUAUCAAAAUACUUUUUGAAGAUUAAAUUUGUAUCACUCAGACAGUUUACCUUGCCAGGUAAGCUUCCCCAAACAGAAAUAUAUCUAUGCUAGUUUUGUUUUAUUAAAUCUAGAUUAUUUUAAUCAAGAUUAAGGACUUAACAUAUGCACAAACUUCCUCAUUUUGCUAACCCCUAGUGCGUCUUUUUGAAGGACAGUAUGUUGUUUAUCUGUAGCUCAGAGUUCCUCAUGCUGUCAUCCCCAUGCUGUCUGCUGCAACAGAGGUAUAAGGAAAUGGUAGCAGAUGUUAUUGGCAUUGUGAUUUCCCUUGUAUUUGGAUUGUUUUAGCAUUCCUCAAAGUCUAUACAUACUGUACCAGUAGCCAAAGUACUGUGACUUUCGUGCUGCUAGAAAACCAUCUUUAUGAAGUAGCCAAAUCAUUGAGUCAUGCAGUUGAUCAGAAUUCUAGCUAAUGUUUUUACCUACUGUAUAGUAUUCUGUUAUGUAGUACUGGCAUUUAAGAAUAACAGUAUUUCAUUGCUUAAUAUAAAAUUUUCAUCUACAAGGGUGGUCAGGACUAUUCUUAAAAGCAGUCUAGUUCUACCUCUCAUUUUACAGAUGAGAAAAUUGAAGCCCAGAAAAGUUGACAUUUACUCAAGGUCAGAAAUAAUUAGUGGCAAAGCCAAAACUAGAAUUCAGGUCUUCUGACUCCAAGUCUAGAGUUCUUUCUACUCUAUUGUGCUGCCUCUCCACCAUAAUGUUUGCCUUUCUGUAAAUGUGAUAAAAAAUCAUUUGUAAAUAAAGGAUAUCCGACUUCUGUUUUGGGUACAUUAAGGCACUUUAUAAUGGCAUUUUUAGUCUCAUUUUUUAAAUUUAAUUAUAAGGUUUAGAAUUUUAUUUCCUUACAAUGCUUAAUGGAAGAUAUAAUUCAUCUUUUUUUACUUUUUUACUUUUUUAACUCUUGUGAAACCAGUUCCUCAUUUAAAAAAAAAAAAAAAAGACAUCUGUAUUUUGAAUACUUUUAACUUGUGAGUGAAUUUUUCUGUUACUUGUCCAAGGCUAAAUCCAAUAUGAUUGCUUAGUUUCUUUAUUUAGUUUCUGUUCUUUGAACUGGUAGCUUUUAGAAGCCAGGCUAAUUCACAGAUCAUUAUCAUUUCAGUCUUGCUACUUUAGUUUUCAGUCAUGGGGAGCUUCUGCAUUUUUAAGAUUAUUCUUAACACAAUGCAAAAUUGGGCAUUAAAUAUUGUAUACAACAAAACACAUUUUUUAAUUCAAAAUAGUAAAAAUGUAAGUCUGUCCUAAUCCUAAUUGCUAAAUUGCUACUUUGAAAUCUUUAUCAAAGCAUUACCUUAGGAAAGUUUAACUUUUUUCUUUUGUCCCCAUCUUUAAAACGUUACUUUCCAGUUCACAGGAACUUUGGUAAAAAAAGAAAAUAUUUUAUUCUUUGAAAAACACUGAAAAACAUUCAUUAAAAGCUUUAUCAAUGGAAGAAGAUUGACUUGAUUCCCUGGAAAACCUUAGUGAUUCAGGUCUUUACCACAGAAUUCAGACACACUCAAAUACAAUGAAAAAUUAUGUGUCAAAAAAAUAUCCGCAGAAAAGGAGAUCGAGUAUAGUUCUAUUUAAAGGUCAAAUGGAUGUGAGUCUUUUUGAUGAGGGCACCUUUAGUUUAAGUUUAACUGUUUCCUAAUUGCACAAUAUACCAAAAGAAAGGGUGGGAAAUAACCUGUAUUAAGCAUUUAUGUGCCAGGCCCUUUGCGUGGCCUUUCUUAUGCAAUCACAUUUAUUCCUUACGGCUUUUCUAUAAAGAAAGAAAUUUGACUAAUAUUUGCAUGACUAUAUGAUUGACAGUGCAUUUUCAAAUAUAUUUUCUCAUCUAAUUCUUAUAACAUCCUUGUGAAGAAGGUAUUAAUCCUAUUUUACAGGUGAGAAAGCUGUUGCUAGAGAAUUUAAAUUACUUGCCUGAGUGAUAGCCAAUGGUAUGGUACUGGUUCUAAAUCCAGUACUUUAUUCUGCCAAGUUACUCUGUUUUAUGUCAGUCAACAAUGUUUUAAAGCUUCCAGAAGUUUUAGCAGAUUGAAACACUCCUAUAAAGUAAGUUAAUCACCCUGACAGAAUUGAUACGGGGAAAAGUGUAUUAUUUAGACUCGUUCCUUCCAUAGGUGUCCUCUUAAUCUUAUGUCCUUUCUUUGCAAUGGAUCUUAAAUUGUUCUAAAAAGAGCAAUCAGAGCUCCUUUCAUAAAGCACUUUCAAGACUUUUUCAAAAAGAAGUAGAUAGUUUUAAUGACAUUCACAGAGUAAGCUGCUUAAAGGAAUUGAUUAUCAAAAGAUAGAGCCCUCUGUACCAGUAUGCGUUGAGAACCCGAACUCCUGGCCAAGAGACCUUAACUUCAUUUAUUAGGGAUUGCCUUCCAGGAAGUACAAAAAAUUUGAGCUGCAGCAGAGGGAUAGGUAGGAUUUGAUAUAUUUUAUAUGUACCUUUUCAAAACAAAGAAAUACGUUUCAUAAAUAGUAAUAAUCUAUACUUGAAUUUAAUAUUCAACUUUGAACUCUUCCCAUGGCUUUGAAAAUGAUCAUGAUGUUGGAAAGCUUGUUAGAAGACUGUCUUUGUCUCAUACAUCCUUUUAGUCCCAAACUUAGCACAGUAUUUACACUUAAUGUGCAAAAAAAAAAAAAAAAAAAAAAAAAAAAAAAAAAAAAA
Molecule: messenger RNA, 6444 nt
Organism: Choloepus didactylus (southern two-toed sloth)
Lineage: Eukaryota; Metazoa; Chordata; Mammalia; Pilosa; Megalonychidae
Gene: SLC30A7
Product: solute carrier family 30 member 7
Exons: 11
Coding region: 164-1294 (376 amino acids)
Biological process (GO): zinc ion transport; intracellular zinc ion homeostasis; transmembrane transport
Cellular component (GO): Golgi apparatus; membrane
Molecular function (GO): zinc ion transmembrane transporter activity
Source: RefSeq, a predicted model, not a curated record